Durio zibethinus is the source of this 1778-nucleotide messenger RNA. Its product is annotated as putative receptor-like protein kinase At1g33260. The record is from RefSeq and is a predicted model, not a curated record. Gene Ontology annotation, molecular function: protein kinase activity; ATP binding. Gene Ontology annotation, biological process: protein phosphorylation. NCBI's taxonomy places the organism in Eukaryota, Viridiplantae, Streptophyta, Magnoliopsida, Malvales, Malvaceae.
AGCCGAUCGGUCAAACUCAAAUGGCUAAUUGCUCAAAAAGAGAACCUCUUUGGCUUUCCUUGGAGGUUUCCAUCGUUUCUCUGCCUCUUUCUCUCUCCACUUAGAUCGGACUAUUAGAUCGAGCUUUGUAGGAUUCUGCGCGUUCCCAUGGCUACAGCUUUGACUACUGACAAAUCUAAGGUUCGAAGGGAAUGGAUUUUAGGUGUUUCAAAUUUUGUCUGCUGGUACAGGCGUUGUUGGUCCAUCCCAUCCAUUCUCUUAUUACUACCAAUGCUCAUUUUAUCUUCUCUAUUCACUUUCUGCGUCGCUUCCCAACCCAUACCUUCUACUGUUUCCCACACUUCCAGUGAUCCGCCGACACCUUCUUUAAAACCAACCCAAUCGCACGUUAACCCUCAAAUUGCUAUUCUCAUCACUGUUUCUAUUGUCUUGCUUCUUGCCUUGUUGUUUGCCAUGGGGUUCUUGUUCAGAUUCCUCGGAUGCGGUAAAUCCUCGGCAACCGCUCAACCUGAUCAAAACAAGGGAAAAGAUUCUGGCGUCGAAGGUGAAGGGUUUGCCAGGAAAUUCGGAUGGGAGGAGAUUAAAGUCGUGACUAAGGAUUUUUCCCGUGUAAUUGGUCAGGGAGGGUUUAGCAAUGUCUACUUGGCUAACUUGUCUGGUUCCAGUCAAGGAGCAGUUAAGAUCCAUGUUGGUAGUGAUCGACUAAACCAAGUGUUCAAACAGGAACUGGAUAUUUUGCUCCGACUCCGUCACGACAACAUCGUUAAGCUUCUUGGUUACUGCGAUGAUCUAGAGGAAGGGGCCAUGGUGUUUGAGUACGUUCCUAAUGGAAACCUACAAGAGAAGCUACACGAAAGGGGAAGGGAAGUACUUCCAUGGAAAACCCGCACGGCCAUAGCUUUCCAACUCGCCCAAGCAAUCGAAUACCUACAUGAAAAAUGCACCCUCCAAAUAGUUCAUGGGGACAUCAAAGCUUCUAAUAUCUUGCUAGACGAGCAUUUUAAUUGCAAGCUCUGCGAUUUCGGGUCAGCAAAGAUGGGUUUUUCUUCCGCGGUGAUGCCGCCGUCGUGUUCCAGGACGAAGCAAGUAAUGAUAGGCUCACCAGGUUACACUGACCCUCAUUACUUGAGAACUGGGUUCGCCUCCAAGAAGAACGAUGUUUACAGCUUGGGUGUUGUUAUUUUGGAACUUGUUACUGGAAUGGAGGCCUUUUGCCCAGAAAAGGGACAGCUAUUAACAUCAAUAGUGGCACCCAGCUUAAGAGACAUUGCUGAGUGUGGGGCGGAGGAGAAAGUGGCAGAAUUGGUGGAUCCACGCCUGGCUGGAGAGUUUGACUUGGAAGAAGCCAAGGCUAUGCUUUCAAUUGCUGCUCUUUGUCUUCACCAGUCUCCCACUGUUAGGCCUUCUGCUUCUCAAAUCAUGCAAACAAUUAAGGAGAAAAUUCCUUCCAUCGACUUCCUAUUCUCACCAGGCAAAGAUUGCCACUAGUAACUAAUUGAUGGAAAGAACCGUGCUGAUUGGGCUUAUUGCUUUGAAAACUGAAAUUGUUAAUACGUAGUUGCAUUUUUUUUUCCGUUUCUUUUCUUGUAAGUAGAUUUGCAAAGUCCAAAAAUCAGGGCGUGUCCUGGACUGUGUGCCCUUAGAUUAUAGAAAGAAAAGAUUCGUGUGGAAAUUCAGCACAUGUAAAUUAAAUCAUCAAAUCUUUAGGACAACGAUUUUACUGUAAAGUGGAAAGUAAAAACACAUUGGACAGGUGCAUUGGAUUUUGAAUGUUUUGC